Messenger RNA from Thelazia callipaeda (thelaziosis nematode), 807 nucleotides. NCBI's taxonomy places the organism in Eukaryota, Metazoa, Nematoda, Chromadorea, Rhabditida, Thelaziidae. The record is from the annotation of a GenBank genome assembly.
UUGUUUAGGUAUCGUAUAUACAAUAGCAGCUGCUUCGGAAUAUGGUACACUAGACGACAAUUGAAUAAAAUUCAUGAAAAACAUCCAGAUGGACAUUCCACUAUAAAGUCAUUCACCUAUGGAGAUAUUACUGUUAAAGCGGUCUCACAAAAUAGUGACAACUAUAGCUACUUGGUGAUGUGCGAUGCAACAGAUGAUUGUGUUGUUAUUGAUGUUGGAGAUGCGUCACCGAUACUGCAGUGUUUGAGUAAUGAGAAUAAAGUACCACAAGCAGUUCUUGUCACUCAUAAACAUUGGGAUCAUUGUUACGGCAACAGAGAACUCAAAAAACACUAUAAGAAGCUGAAAAUUUAUGGUAGCGAAAUUGAUCGACCUUCUGGCGUUAACACUUAUAUUCGAAACCAUACUCUGAUUCAGCUUGGCAGGUUGAAUUUUGAAGCAUUACAUGUUCCUGGGCAUACAGCUGGUCACAUGAUUUAUGUUUUACAAUUAAACGAUAAUCUGAAGUGCUUGUUUACGGGAGAUUUCUUGUUUGUUGCUGGAAUAGGCAAAGUCUUUGAAGGAACGCCAUCACAGAUGAUUAGAUCGUUGCUUACAUUAAAUGAUUUUGCAUCGGAUACAGUUAUAUUUCCUGGUCAUGAAUACGCAAAACUCAAUUUAGCCUUUGCUUUGACUCUGGAAGGAGAUAAUGAAGCACUAAGAGCAAUGUUCAAAAUAGUGCAUGAAAAACGAGGCGAUCGUUUACCCAUCGUUUCUUAUCUUUUGAACCGCAGUCAUCCAAAAAGGACAUUCAUUCAAGGAAGUUAA